AUGUAUUCUAACUAUCUGACGCUCAUCCCUCUCAUCGAACAUAUAGGAGGACAACUUAGGCUAUACCCCGCUCAUGUUCUGGCGAUCCAAACUGACGAUGUGGAUUCAGGCGGCCCUGUCUCCUACGCGACCAUCAUGGCUGGGGUGGCAGCUCAUGGACGACAGUCCGUACCCUCCCUCCUGCACAGCCUGCUGACCGCUGUAUCAAAUGCGGAUUACAGAAGAAUACAUGAUCUAUCCAGACUACAAGGCGAGGAGAUUGCUUGGGCGUGCAUUUACGUUCCAAAUUACAAGGACAUGGUUGCCGACUAG
This is a messenger RNA of Sparassis crispa, 312 nucleotides long. RefSeq lists its product as hypothetical. NCBI's taxonomy places the organism in Eukaryota, Fungi, Basidiomycota, Agaricomycetes, Polyporales, Sparassidaceae. The transcript has 2 exons. The record is from RefSeq and is a predicted model, not a curated record. The coding region runs from base 1 to 312 and encodes 103 amino acids.